This is a messenger RNA of Fraxinus pennsylvanica, 420 nucleotides long. The record is from the annotation of a GenBank genome assembly. Lineage: Eukaryota; Viridiplantae; Streptophyta; Magnoliopsida; Lamiales; Oleaceae.
AUGGCAGCCAAUUUACAGAGCCGGAGACUGGCGAGCUUCGCUAAGCGAUUUCUCAGCCAGAUAACUCCUUCUAAUUCCCUUCUGAUUCCUUCAUAUUCUCUCACCAGGAGUGUGCAUGUUUCUGUGUACGACAAGAAUGUUGAGGAGAAUGUAGUUGAGGAGAAUGUCCAACCAACUGUAGUCCCGGAUGAUGUAAUCUCACCUCUAUCUGACGAAUACUGGGAACCUCACCCUGAAACCGGGGUGUUUGGCCCUGCAACUGAUGGUGAUAAACCAGCUAUAGAUGGGGAACCUCUGAAAGCUAAUGGUGAUUCAGUGUUGGAGGAAAAGGCCUUUUUCCGUCCUCUCGAGGAUUUGGAGAUACCACCCCCUGAGUUGCAGGGGGAAACUGAAGUCGGUUCUACAAUAGAUAAGGCUUAA